UUGCAAACAGUGCAGUUCUAACUUUUUUUGUCGUAUUCGGUUCACAGUAAAUAACAAAAUGAAUACUUGCCAAAUAAACGAAAACUCCAACGGUUGCAAACAGGAAAGUUUUAUUAAAGUCGAAGAAACACGCUUAAAUGAACCGAUCGAUCUGAAAACUAAUAAUAUUAAACAGCUUUUGCGUACGCACUCCGGCAAGAAGUCUUUCGACCGUGAUGAAUGUGAAAGAAAGUUUCCUCGUCGGAGUUCUCUUAUUCUGCACAAGCUCACUCAUUCGGAUGAUGGAUCUUUCGGCUGCGAGAUCUGCAACAAAAGGUUCGAGGAAAAGGAGGUUUUGACGCAGCACCUAAAAAUGCACGAGCGGAAUUUUAAAUGUGAUGUCUGCGGUAGAGGUUUCCUUUAUCCGUAUCUAGUGAAGCUGCACGCGCGGCUACACUCUGAUGAUCCGGCCGUGCGAAAAUUCAAAUGUGAGAUUUGUGAGAAAGAGUACAUUACUCGGUCCAAUUUGAACUUUCACCUGGAAAAGCACCAAAAAUCUUUCGCGUGUGACGAGUGCCCGAAAACAUUCGUUUACUAUAAAUCACUACGCGAACAUAAGGCCGUACAUACCAAUAAACAAGCUAAUAAAUGUGAAAUUUGUGGGAAAAGUUACCCGAAAAGUUACCUCAAGGCUCAUAUGCGAAUGCAUGCUGGCAAUCAGCGCUACAAAUGCGAAGUAUGUGGAAAAAUCCUCUCGUCCACAAACGAACUCGAUAUUCACACGAAAGUUCAUCGCGGCGCAAAACCUUACAAGUGCGAGAUUUGCGACUUAAGUUGCUCUAGCAACUUUUCUCUGAAGACACAUCUACGGACGCAUACCAACGAGGAUCCUUUUGGUUGCGACGUUUGUGAUAAACGAUUUGCAGCGAAAGGCAGCCUGAAGUAUCACAUGGCAGUGCAUGAAAAUAAUCGACCCCACCAGUGUGACAUCUGCGGGAAAGGAUUUAUUACCAGCUGGAAAUUGUUGGCGCACACGCGCACGCAUACUGGUGCAUCCUUGAAUUCUCGUUUGAUGAGUAGUGGGAAUGAUGAAAAGUAGUAACGAAUGAAUAAAGUCAAUUUUCUAGUUA
Wyeomyia smithii (pitcher-plant mosquito) is the source of this 1109-nucleotide messenger RNA. RefSeq names its product zinc finger protein 239-like. The coding region runs from base 59 to 1078 and encodes 339 amino acids. Gene Ontology annotation, molecular function: DNA-binding transcription factor activity; RNA polymerase II cis-regulatory region sequence-specific DNA binding. Lineage: Eukaryota; Metazoa; Arthropoda; Insecta; Diptera; Culicidae. The record is from RefSeq and is a predicted model, not a curated record. The transcript has 2 exons. Gene Ontology annotation, biological process: regulation of transcription by RNA polymerase II.